UUCUAUAUCUUAUCGUGUACUGUUAUUAUUUAUUUACAUGUAAUUUUUUAUCCACUCAUUUGUUUUCUAAAACAAAAUUUAAUUCAUUAGAAAUGAACGAAAAAUGUCCUACCUACAGUGCCUAAUUACACAAUGUUUUGUCGUUCUUUUCAUGAUACCUACAAGCCUAUCUGAAAGUAUUCCGUAUGCUGACGAGCCUUAUCGACCACUCGGUCCACUUGUAAAAUGCAACUUCUUACCAUUGGAAUUUCUUAAUUGCAAAGAACCAUUAGACCAUAAAGGGAACCACUCAGCCAGAGAUGCUGCUGGUCACGGCUGCGUGAAGUUUGGAGGAGUCAGAUACGAUGAAGUUGAAAGAACGAAAGCGCAGUGUGAAGUGCUUAGUCAUAUAGAAUGCCACGGCGCUAGAACCUUCUUGAAGGACGGGUUUCCCUGUGUGCGAUACUCUGGACAUUAUUUCACCACAACUUUGAUCUAUAGCAUACUGUUGGGUUUCUUGGGAAUGGAUAGAUUUUGUUUAGGACAAACUGGCACUGCUGUGGGAAAAUUACUGACCCUAGGAGGCUUGGGUAUAUGGUGGAUAGUGGAUGUUGUAUUAUUAAUAACAAACAGCUUGCAUCCAGAGGAUGGCAGUAAUUGGAAUCCUUAUGUUUAGUAGUCAAUAAUAUUAGUAAUUUAUUAAGUUACAUAAAAUGUAAAUUUUUAUGAAAGUAAAAAAUCUAUGUAA
Messenger RNA from Achroia grisella, 727 nucleotides. It is a transcript of the gene amrt, whose product is annotated as TM2 domain-containing protein CG11103. Lineage: Eukaryota; Metazoa; Arthropoda; Insecta; Lepidoptera; Pyralidae. The transcript has a single exon. The coding region runs from base 104 to 655 and encodes 183 amino acids. The record is from RefSeq and is a predicted model, not a curated record.